AUGCGGCUACUGCUAUUAGUAGCCCUGAGCUGUGCUCAGCAGCUUCCCAUUGGUGCGAAACAGAGAGAGAAGGCGGUUGCGAUCGUCAACAGCAGUAUCGAAUCUGCGAAUAGCCACGUGAAGGUGGAAGAUCUGCAUUGCGAAAACGCAAAGAGAAUCGAAGACUACAGUGUUUCAUGGUUCUUGGACAACACGAAGCCGAAGUACGAUGGCAAGUUCCCAAGCAACGCCUUAUUCUACUCAGAGGGCAUGUCAGAGCCGGCCCACACACUGGCCAACCGCACCGGCCGGGUUACCAUAUGGGACGUCUGGCCGCCAGACCUCUACAACAACUCGAUGAGCCUCUCCAACCCAAUGCGCUGUAUCCACAACCGCGAUCGUGACAGACAAGACUUCUUCGAGAUGAUGUCUGAGGCGUACGCCCGCAAGGCGAUGGUCGGCGCCUCGGUCUUGCACAGCGACGAGAACUACAUGCAACCGCCGGCCGAUGGCAUUUGGGCGCGCGUCGAGCUGUGCGCGCUUGUGGAGAACAGUGGCGUAGACUGGAUAUUCAAGAUCAGAGAAGGGCGACAGGACAGCAACGAGGGGGAGCUAUUUUCUGAAAGAAUCCAGGGGUUGUUCAAGAGAUGGCUCCAUGAUCCUAACGCAAGCCGGCCCGAAUCCGAUAUGUUUGAGGCAUGGCUACAGAAGCUGCGCGGGCUAGGCGUUUGGGUGGGCUCCACGACGUACGGCAAUCUUAGAAAAGAUUGUCCUAGUCGCCGUCAGCAGGAGCUCCGGCAUGAACGGCGCUCAGUGGCGAAGAGGAGGCUUCUGCAGUAUAUCGCUGUUGAUGAAGAGGACACUCUUAUCCCAGAAGAGAACCUUAGGUUUUUUGACCAAAAUGUUAGAUGGUAA
Messenger RNA from Neoarthrinium moseri, 894 nucleotides. RefSeq lists its product as uncharacterized. The transcript has a single exon. The record is from RefSeq and is a predicted model, not a curated record. NCBI's taxonomy places the organism in Eukaryota, Fungi, Ascomycota, Sordariomycetes, Amphisphaeriales, Apiosporaceae. Bases 1 to 894 code for a protein of 297 amino acids.